GCCAGUACGCGCCAGUAGGACUGGACCCACGGGAUAUAAACCCGUCCUCUCUCAACUGGACCAGUGUGAACACCUGAAGACACGUGAAUUUGUAUCAGGAGACAUGGACUCAAUGACGACGCUGAUGAUUCUAGCUGCAGCUCUAGCUGUGACCAUGGCUGCUCCCUGUAACCAAACCUGCACAGGUGUCUGCGACCAGUGGUCCCAGACCUGCAGGUUCCUGCCGAUCAACAUCCCUGACGUCUGCCAGAAGGUCAGCCAGACCUGUGUCGGCGUCUGCUCGCUCGUCUGCACCUGUGGCGACACCUGCGGCAUCCAGUGCGGCGCCGAGCUGGACGCCUGCCGGGCCGGCAAGACGGAUCUUCUGGACAACUGCAGCGCCUCGCUGACCACCUGUCUGCCCAAGUGUCUGGGCCAGUGCGCCAUGUCCACGGCCGGCGCCCUCUACCAGCAGGCGGCAGGGUACGUCCAGUCCCUCAUCAUGGACUACCAGGGAGGGGCGGGGAAAUAAAUCCCACCGCACAGGAAAACCACAACUCCACCGAAAACCACCACAACUCCACCAGAAUACAAGCACCACCAGAUAACCAAAAUACCACAGGAAAACCGUAACUACAAGAAGAUCAACAAAAUAUAACAAGAAAACCACCACAGUAAAUCAACAACCACCAGAAAACCACCACAGGAAGUCAACAACCACCAGAAAACCACCACAGUACCAUAAGAAAACAAGAACCUACCAGAAUAUCAGAGGAAAACCACAAACAUAUCAACAGACACAACAGAAAGUUACAGGAUAGCUAUAGAUGUCAAUCAAGGAAACAUAAUGUUGCUGAUUUAAUAUAAUUAAUAAAAUUCUAAUUA
Physella acuta is the source of this 864-nucleotide messenger RNA. RefSeq lists its product as uncharacterized. The record is from RefSeq and is a predicted model, not a curated record. Lineage: Eukaryota; Metazoa; Mollusca; Gastropoda; Physidae.